Molecule: messenger RNA, 639 nt
Organism: Lampris incognitus (smalleye Pacific opah)
Lineage: Eukaryota; Metazoa; Chordata; Actinopteri; Lampriformes; Lampridae
Exons: 4
Coding region: 1-639 (212 amino acids)
Source: RefSeq, a predicted model, not a curated record
AUGGAGGCAGCAUGUCGUAUGCUCAUCAAUAUGUUGGACCACAGAUCAAGGAGUUUCCUCACAAGGCACCGCUGUCGACAUCCUGUGGUUUUCCAUGAGACUGGUUAUGACUGCGUGACCUCCUCUGGGAAACAACGAUUAACCAGUACAACACAAGACACCUUGCACGGUUUAGCAGCACCAACAAGCAAUGCAACGCAUCUCAAGCAACCCUUGCGGACCAGCCUCCGCUCUUUGCAGGCUGUAAGAGACAGCCGGGGUGGAGAAGACCAUGCCCAGUGCCCUGCAGAGCGCAUCAGUUGUCUCACUUGUCCUCACACGCCAAAGACCAUGUCAGGCUUAUCACCAGCCCAGACGCAGAAGAGUAGCUGGUCUUCGUCGUUUUCUUCUACGUACAUGGGCUCCACAGGGUCAUUAGUGGGAUCGCAGCAAAGUUUGGGGCAAUCAUCCGUCCAGACGAUGUCUCUUAAAGGAUUGCGGAGAGCCCAGUCCCUCAGCCCCUCAAACAGCAGAAUUCCCCACCCUGCCAAGGGAUUUUCAAGAGGCGCAUACCUGUCUGGGCAGAGCCGUAUUUUUGCCUCACCUGAGAGGUCUACUGCACUGGCUUGGGGAAGAAAUGUUCGUUCUACCCGUAGAUAA